Messenger RNA from Lindgomyces ingoldianus, 804 nucleotides. RefSeq lists its product as uncharacterized. The record is from RefSeq and is a predicted model, not a curated record. Bases 1 to 804 code for a protein of 267 amino acids. The transcript is spliced from 9 exons. NCBI's taxonomy places the organism in Eukaryota, Fungi, Ascomycota, Dothideomycetes, Pleosporales, Lindgomycetaceae.
AUGGCGAAGGGAGAGAGCGAUUCUAAUCUAAGCAGCGAGAUCGACUCCAAGUCGGGAAAGGGCCUUCCAAUCAUAAGUUGUCUACUGUCGCUUGUCAUACCUACUGACGUAUAUGAGCAUGUUGCCAAACUCCCACUGGGAUUGUUGUGGCUGGCGGGGGCUGUCUCAUUAGCUGAGCUGUACCUUCGUUAUUUCUUCAGACUAGACUUCAAGAACUGGAAAGUUUGCUUCAAACCAACCUCUGCUCUUAGGUGUUGCGUAGGACAGGAAAAUGGAGGGACGCCUAAUUCGACUCCAUCACGACCGCGACCCCGAGAAGAUGACGCAUUUGCAACGAAUGCAACCAGGGCGUGUUCCUCCGUAUCGUCAGGCUGCGAUGCUUCAAGGCCGGUGACACGGAAGACAGAGCAUUUCUUGCUUGCCGCCAUCUUGGGUCAAGCGAUGUGGAGCGCGGCUAUCGACAGCGCCUUUGGAGGCGGCUUUGACCAACCUUCUCGCAAGGCUAAGCUGUGCUGGCUUCCACGUAUUCUCGCCAAGGUGAUUUUUUUUGUCGCACACCAUACCUUACACCUUAACUCAAUCUACUUGUUUGGUUCUCACCACCUGAUUGACGACUCUCACCUCUUCAUAUGCCCUCUAUCAUCUCUCAGCUCAAACCGUGCGGUAAUUUGCUCUCUUACCCCCCGUCUGCCUUCGCGAGAAAAAUUAGUCCCGAAACCUGGCCUCCCAUCCAUGACCACUACUCUGGAAUUCAACCAGGGCUUCCAACGGGCCGUACUACGUACGAACGUACUGAGUUUGUGA